Messenger RNA from Annulohypoxylon truncatum, 653 nucleotides. RefSeq lists its product as uncharacterized. The record is from RefSeq and is a predicted model, not a curated record. The transcript has a single exon. The coding region runs from base 133 to 486 and encodes 117 amino acids. Lineage: Eukaryota; Fungi; Ascomycota; Sordariomycetes; Xylariales; Hypoxylaceae.
UUCGCCAUUGAUCAAUAGCGCCUACAUGACCUUGCUAUCAACAUACAACAUACUGCCCUCGGUGUAUAAGCGAAUCGCUCCAUAUGUCAUAUAGGGACUUCUCAUUAGUACAUCCCUGGUAGUGUUUUUAAGAUGGUGACCCUUGAACAAUAUCCAAUAGGACGCAACCAAAUCAUCAAGAACUGCCCGGGAAAACAGGCCUCACCGUCCGUCGUGAGGGACUGGAUCCGAACUUACCUCUCUUACCGGGGAGUCGACCUAGAAGCCUCCAGCAAAUUCCUGUGGCGUGGAAUAGAACUAUACCGAGCGGAGAUCCCAGAGCUGCGGGAUGCUUUUAAGAGACACUGCGAAUUGGGAGACUGGGAGGCGAACAUCAUAGCUAAUGAUGUGUAUACUAUCCUGCAGGUGCGUUGUAAAACGGUUGUGAAUCGAGAAAGCCAAAGCUCCGAGAAAGCUCGGCACGAGUCUGUGCUGAAGUUCAGAUGAAUUGGUUGCUAACGCGAUAUCCCAAUCGUAGAAAGCCAUGCCUCCAUCCGAGCGCUCGUUCUUCCAGCUUUACGUCUACCAUCUCCUGGGCUCCGACUCCUACCGGAAACUCAUGUUGAACACUCGGGACCCGACCUUGAUGGAUUAUGUCGUAGGCAUAUCGGCAU